Messenger RNA from Hevea brasiliensis (rubber tree), 1457 nucleotides. Its product is annotated as phosphatidylglycerophosphate phosphatase PTPMT2. NCBI's taxonomy places the organism in Eukaryota, Viridiplantae, Streptophyta, Magnoliopsida, Malpighiales, Euphorbiaceae. Gene Ontology annotation, molecular function: protein tyrosine/serine/threonine phosphatase activity; phosphatidylinositol-4,5-bisphosphate 5-phosphatase activity. Gene Ontology annotation, biological process: protein dephosphorylation. The record is from RefSeq and is a predicted model, not a curated record. The transcript is spliced from 6 exons. Bases 289 to 1140 code for a protein of 283 amino acids.
CCGUGCAUGGGCUUCCACAUUUGGUGCAUCACUGCUUUUCCCGGUUUUGCCAGUAUCACUCUCACUCCUUCAAAUUUAGCAAACCAGUCCUUUGGAAUUCCCAUAUUUCCAUUUUCCUACCCUCCAAAUCCUCCUUUCUUUUCCUCUCCAUCCAUCCAUACACUUAUCUUCCAAUCUAACACUUUACAGGACAACAAAAUGCUAUUCUCCUGUUCCACUUUUUUUGUAUUGUGCAUGUAAAUUCGAUCCUGAUUCGCGAAACUUCGGUGUUUGGUUUAUGUGGGUGGGAUGAAGAUCGAGGAAUUGGAGGACCUAGAUUGCGAUCUAGGUCUAAACGAUAGCGUUGAUUCGAAGCAGGUGGUGAGCGUGGACGCGAAGAGGGCGUUGGUGGGAGCCGGUGCGCGGAUCCUGUUUUACCCUACCCUUCUGUAUAAUGUGUUUAGGAACAAAAUCCAAUCUGAGUUCCGAUGGUGGGACGAAGUUGACCAGUAUCUUUUGCUGGGUGCGGUUCCAUUUCCUAAGGAUGUUCCGAGGUUGAAGCAGCUUGGUGUUGGUGGCGUCAUUACUCUCAAUGAGCCUUAUGAAACUUUGGUUCCAUCAUCCAUGUAUCAUGCCCAUGGCAUUGAACACCUUGUAAUUCCCACAAGAGAUUAUCUUUUUGCUCCUUCUUUUGUGGAUAUCAGUCGAGCUGUGGACUUCAUUCACGAGAACGCAUCCUGUGGUAGAACUACAUAUGUUCAUUGUAAAGCCGGGAGAGGGAGGAGUACAACUAUCGUGCUUUGUUAUUUGGUAGAGUAUAAGCACAUGACUCCUACUACUGCUCUAGAAUAUGUGCGGUCUAGAAGACCUCGAGUGUUGCUUGCUCCAUCACAGUGGAAGGCUGUUCAAGAAUACAGUAGGCGCCGACCACCUCCUCUUGCACAGUCUCCCUCAGGGGAUGCAGUGCUGAUAACCAAAGCAGAUCUAGAAGGAUAUAAUAGCGCUUGUGAUGAUGAAGCUGUUGGUAAGGAACUGGCACUUGUCCCUAAAAUCAAGGUCAGGCCCAUGAUGGCUAGGCUGUCCUGUCUCUUUACUUCCUUGAAAGUUUCUGGUGUAUGUGGACCUGUAGCGAGUCGGAUGCCUGAGGCACGUGCUUGCUGAGGCCCUGAAUCCUCCAUGAAAUGUUGUGAGGUUGUCUUGUUGUAAAGAAAAGCUUCAUGAAAUAAGAUCGGAAUCUUCACAUUAACCCUCUUGUUUAUGAGAGAAAACUGAACAGAAAAGAUAAGUGGUAAAGUUCUUCAUGCUGCAUAUGUCAGUGGUAGUAAUCGAUGAAUAAUUUGCAUAUGUUGUACAUGACAUUAUUAUUAUUAUUAUUUUAUUUACUUUUGGUAGUCAUUUCUGAAUGAUAACCUGAUUCUCUGUAAGAAUUGAGCACUUUACUGCAAGUUGAAAGAUUGUAGCCCUUUUGUGUUGGUUUA